CGUAAAGCAUUUUCUCGUGGCCUGCGACUCGGGAUUCGGUCAUCGGUUCGCAUUCUCUCUCGUAGCUCAAAUAUUUGAGGUUUCUGUCCUCCCUUCGCCUUGAUUUUUCCGGCAAUUGGAAAACGAAGAAGAUGAAGAGAUCGGUGAGCGCUUCCAGAGUCUCCGAUAAGGUGUUGUUGAGUUCGCCGUCGUUGUCGUCGUCGUUGCAAUCCGCAGUCUUUAGAUCUUCUAGUGUGAGUUCCGGCUUGGACUCAGAGCUUUACCUACCGACGUACAAUCCGUUCUCUCACGCGGCUGAAAAAGAACGUCGCCGUCUUAAGCUUGCCAAGAUCUUCAUCCACUUCAUUCCCGUCGUCGUCGUCUUCUGCGCCGUCGUUCUCUGGUUCUUCUCCGAUCCAGGACAACAAAUAUAGACAGAGCUGUUUCUUCAGAGACCUUACUGGAAUGGUCAGCUACUUGAAGCAAAGCAUGUGAUCUUGAUGAAUGGUGUACUGAACAAGAGGACAAUAAAGCCUAUGCUCAGUAAGUAUGCAGGCAUAAGAUGUCACUUUAUAAUAGUCUUUCCUUUGAAUGAUAGGCUUACUUUGCUUCGAUUACUUAUGUUAAAACGAACAUCUCAUCGUGUCGGUUGGUUAUCCUCGUGUGACUAACCAUUAAAACCGUAGUUUACUCGAUACUUAUACAGCUAUGAAACUGAUGUUAGCAUGUGUUCAUUGAGAUAGAGAGAGGAGUGAUUUCAAGUG
Messenger RNA from Cucurbita moschata (crookneck pumpkin), 743 nucleotides. RefSeq lists its product as uncharacterized. The transcript is spliced from 2 exons. Bases 132 to 413 code for a protein of 93 amino acids. Lineage: Eukaryota; Viridiplantae; Streptophyta; Magnoliopsida; Cucurbitales; Cucurbitaceae. The record is from RefSeq and is a predicted model, not a curated record.